Messenger RNA from Syngnathus typhle (broad-nosed pipefish), 5078 nucleotides. It is a transcript of the gene rhpn1, whose product is annotated as rhophilin, Rho GTPase binding protein 1. The record is from RefSeq and is a predicted model, not a curated record. Gene Ontology annotation, biological process: negative regulation of stress fiber assembly; signal transduction. Bases 1019 to 3070 code for a protein of 683 amino acids. Gene Ontology annotation, molecular function: protein binding. Lineage: Eukaryota; Metazoa; Chordata; Actinopteri; Syngnathiformes; Syngnathidae. The transcript is spliced from 15 exons.
CUGAUGCUUUUUGUGGCUCAGUUCACCAUGUGUGAGGUACUGCGCCACAAACAUUACAGUAUGUUUACUUGUAAGGAGAAAACUGCAACAUUAGCACAUUGAUCCACAAAAGAAGGAAAUUUAAGUAUUCUUUCCUAUUCUAUACUAUUCCUAAGUAUUCGGAGGAUGACUUGGUCACAGCUGUACUACUACAAUACAGUCCCAUUUUUCUUGGCAUUGAAAGUGCCUUUCUUUUUGUUUAGCUUUUUCCUAUCAGUAACGUUAAGUCACUUUCAAAUGACAAGUGUUAUUUCAUGUUAGUGUUUCCUGAAAUCCAGAAGUUCUCAUAAGUAGCCCCAUGCAUAAGCAAGGCAUUGCUGCGAAGGGGGAGAGCCAUAACGCGGCUUUGUUUCUAUUAAGGGGCUCCAUUUUGGGUUGAUCAAGGUUGGACGAGCUCAACAUUAUUAGUCUUUCUACGGAAUCUCCUUUUUAAAAUGUAUACUAACUUCAAGACACGUUCCUUAUCAAAAAAAAACAAUGCCGAAUAAUUAAAGACAUCUAUGACUAUGAUUAUCAUUUAAUAAGCAUUUGUGUUAGGUUCUACUUUGGGGGGAGGGGGUCAUCAACACGCACGAGUGACUGGGUCACACAUUCAUGGCGAAAUAGAUACUAGAUGACCUUUUUAGUUGCGUCAAAAAAGUGGCGAGACUCGAGCCAAGCGUUGCCGUAGCAACGGCACUCGGGCUGGGCGGACGCCUGGGGCCGUUUGGGAUUGGUCAAUUGCCGUUCUUAGUACUUAAUCCGAUUGGGUUUGUGUCCUGUCCUCUGCCAAUACUUGGCGGGGAUUGGCUGCUCUUGCUUGCAGAAUAAGCGACAAAUCGAGGUGCCUCACAUUGCCUGUAGACGGAACGCUUCUUCUGUUGGCUAAGUUUUGCUCGCUCGCUUCAGUGUGGAAGCUUUUGUGUACCGUGCAAAUUGGAAAUCUCGUCAAGCAACCGGACUGGAAAGAGCCUUUGUCCGCUAGUGCCGUUGUUUGACGAUGGAGGAACAUCACACGACAAGGCAACCCGACAGCUCCUCCAACGAGGAUGUGGUCUCGCUGCGUUCCCCGGGAGAGGACAACAGCUGCAAUGGAAGCAUCCGAAAGGGAUGCGAUCCUUAUGGCCAAUCUCAACGCAGUAAACUGCAGAACCAACGAGCUCGCAUCAAUCAGCAAAUCAACAAAGAAAUGCGCAUGAGAGCCGGAGCUGAGAACCUGUUCAGGGCAACGACGAACAACAAAAUCAAAGAGACAGUGGCUCUGGAACUCACUUAUGUCAACUCCAAUCUACAGUUACUCAAGGAGGAACUGGAAGACCUCAACAGCAACAUGGAAGUCUAUCAGACUGAUAGUGAGGCGGUGAAUGUUCCUUUGAUCCCAUUGGGUUUAAAAGAAACCAAGGAAGUCGACUUCAGCACUCCCAUACAGGACUUCAUCCACGAGUACUACGGAGAGGACGGCUUACUCUAUCAAAAGGAGAUCAAGGAGCUUAUGGACCUCCGACAGGCCAUGCGCACGCCGGCUCGGAACCAGACCGGCUUGGGCUUGCUGAUGGAGUACUACAACCAACUGUACUUCCUGGAUCGGCGCUUCUUAGCCCCACAUGAGAACCUGGGUGUGCACUUCCACUGGUAUGACUCGCUGACCGGUGUUCCGUCAUGCCAGCGAGCGUUAGCCUUUGAGAAGGGGAGCGUCUUGUUCAACAUCGGCGCCUUGUACACCCAAAUUGGAGCGCGCCAGGAUCGUUCAGCCUCUGCGGGCAUCGAGCGAGCUAUCGAUGCAUUUCAUAGAGCUGCAGGCGCAUUUGAUUAUCUGAAGGAGAAUUUCUCCAACGCGCCAAGUUUGGACAUGAGCGGGCCAGCGCUGUGCAUGCUGGUGCGACUGAUGGUGGCGCAGGCGCAGGAGUGCGCCUUUGAACGUGUGGCUCUUGGCCCGCGAGAUGCAGACUUGGUCUCCUCGCUGCGCCUGGCGCAAGAAGCCGCGCAGGUGUCGGACGUCUACCUGCUGGCGCGGGGGGCCAUGUCGCAGCCGCCAAUGAAGAACUACGUGCCCUGUUCCUGGGCAUCCCUGGUUCAGGUCAAAUCGGAACAUUUCCGGGCGCUUUCACACUACUUUGCCGCCGUGGCGCUCUGCGACCGUAUGGCAUCUGAAGACACGGCGGAAGCGGAAAAAACUUUACUUCACUUUUACGUGAGCCCGUGUGCCAGGCCGCCGCUGGGCCAGCUAUUGGGAGACGCCCAACAAAGACGGAAGUUUGGUAAAGCCCACCUGCGGCACGCUGUGAUGAGACACGAAGAGGCUAUUCGGCUGCACGGCGUGUGCAAGAUCCUGCGGAAGAUAGAUACACUGCAGGACGUGCUGGUGCUGGCGCACAAGCGCUCGCUGGACAAGUACUCAGAGUUGGAACGAGAGGACGACUUUGAGCCGACACUGGAGGCUCCGCACAUCCGCCCAGCGCAAAGUCAGCAAGAGCCAGACAUGACCCUGCCCCACUUCGUCCCAGUCGCGGACCUUUUCCAAAGAUUGGCCGCUGGGGGCCGGCGCGCGCCGUUUGCCUGCCCAGGAGCGAAGGUGGACUCGGCCUUAUGCUCAGAGGAGACUCGCCAGUCUUGGUGGCUGGCGUGGCGGCCGGAGGCUGUGCGGAGGCUGAGAAAAGGGCCCUUGUCAGCCGUGGCAAAGAGAACACCGGCGGUAGGCCGACGUUGCGUGUCACCAAAGAGCAGAGUUCGGCCUCCUUACUCAACUGGAACAGGAAGAAGAGGGAAGGCAAACAGACUUGGAACAGACUGGGGAGUGCCCUCCACUUGUCUUUCGGAAACCUUGGCCACACCUCGGCCACGUCCCGAGACGCGACCGCAGAGCAGCCGCUCGGGGACUCGCGGCGGCAGAGUUGAGUACUCAGAACUGGCAUUUUCAAGUCUCUCCUGGGGAUGUUCGAGUCGGAAGCGGACCGCUCAGAUUUUGAUGCGUAUCAUUUUGAAGACUCUGCAGCAAAUGCGCUCAAUAGAGUCAAUCUACAAAUGUUUUCAACUACACAGGCUGUUGUCGUAGUCUGGAAAAUUGCUCGUCUUGCCAUCUUGCUCAGCGCACAAUACAACUCAACAGAACAUGGGCGUCUUGCCAUGCGCCAGCAUCUGGCCGCGUCACGCUUGACUCUAGAUGGCAGGGCCCACGGCGCUCCGUUCGAGUUCGGCAAUCACCGACAUGUGGUUGAAGUCAGCCGGGCGGCGGUUAAACGUCUCCACCAAGCCGAACGUCUCUUGCGUCUUGCUAGCGUAGAAGAGCUGCACCUGAUUGGCCAAACAUUGAGCCUGCACCACAGUCUAAUGGGGGGGAAUAAGGAGGGAAAAAAAAAACACACCGUUUAUACAGUCAGCUGGUCCACCUGCCGGAUGAAAACAAUUUGAACCAUUUGUGAGGUUUGAGCCGUGCAUCACUGUGAUUCUCCCUUGGCCAUUGCCUACUCGGCUCACUUACGAUGAACUUAGGGUCCAGCUCCGCCGUUACCAGCACGAUGCCCUUGUCCUCCUUCAAGUCCUGGAAGUGGUGGAGGAUCAUCUGGCUGGGAGCGCUCUCUCCGUGAGUCUGCCUCACACACACACACACACACAAGCCAAGGUCCAGCGACACUUGACGGCAAAAUAGGCGACGCGCAUGCUCACCUGGACGUUGAUGAGGGAGGUGAAGUGGACCUGGUGGGCGGACCAAUGACCCACAAAGAACUCGUAGCCCUCCUUCUGAGGCAACGCAAACAAGAACUGGGGGAUAAAAGCAUGAUGGUGUUCACGGGAGAGAACAGAAGGCCUGGUGGCACCUUGACAUCACGUGGGACAAAUGAAACUGCCUUUUUCUUUUUUUUUUUAAACUGUUUACCCUCAGUUUACCUUUACAAAACUAACUAAAAAUAAUGUCCUUGCUUUUAUCUGUGGCAAUUAACUUUGUUGGUUUUAAAUGUUGUUUUAGAAUAAUAACCAAAAUAAAGAUGCAUUGGAUUGAUUUUCCGUUUUUCUACAGCUCCAGUCCAAUUGCAGACGAUGUGAGGUGCUGCCGGGCACUUGGGUGCGGAUCUGGCACUGUAUGGGUGCGCUCGCUGAGAAUUUUACCGUGGGACACGCCUGCGCCCGAGCGCUGAUGACCUCGUAUGUCGGACUCUGCAAAACAGAGACAAAUGCGUCUGAGCAGCUUGACCGUGCGGCAGGAAAGCACGUGCCGCAACUCGACGGGUGUUUGAGGGAGCAACCAAAUACGUCAAGAUGAAGUGGACGUAACGCUCACCGGGAUGACGGCGCUGAUCGUGUCCUUGCCGGCAUAAUAUUUCAUCCAAAGCUGAGCCGCACAAACAGCAAGACAACGGCAAACGCCGGCACCAAGAAAUCAGAGCAAUAACAACACCAGGCAACAGCUUCACAAAAUCACCACAAACAUUGUAGAAGAGAAGAUCAAAAUUGCCGCCCGCAUUUCUCACCUCUGCAAUCUCGUCACCUGUCUUGUCCCGUAUCAGCCCCAGGUUGAGGACAGAGCCCAGCGACUAAAGAGCAGAGUGCAACCACAGCCCCCAUCAUCGUCAUCAUCCUCAGCCAGAAAAGCGUGCGGCCGCACCUUGUUUUUGGUGAAUGCUCCUGCGCUUCCAAGGCCAGUUGCCAUCUCGUCGUACUUUUCCAACUGCCAAGACAACACAAACAGGUUGAGCGCUCCUCUGCGUUUGGUUGCUCUUUCCGCACUUGCUGACUCAAUGUUCUUCUGAACCUGCUGCUCUGUGACUCUGACAAAUUCUGCUUGCUUGGAGUACCCGAGCACUUCUUUCUUGGACUCGUGGCGCUUCUCCAUCCGGGCCUUGAACUCCUCAGGCCUGCUACUGAAAGCACACAGCCAGACAACGAGUGAUGGCGCUAGCCGAUCACAUAUAGCAUGCAUGUACAGUGAUGGUACGGUUCCACUGCGGCCACAUUUCAACUGAUGCAUUUGCGGGUGCGUGCUCCUCAUCAGGCCCCUGUGUAACAUUUUACGAGGACACACCAAAGAUGUGCAAAUUGGAAUUCAAUCAGUGCAAAAAUACGCC